AUGGCGUUCCGGGUCGCAUCAGCGGCUGCGGCCAUGCUUGUGCUGUGCAGUUCUGCGUUGGCAGCCCCUUCUCUGUUCGACUUCGGAGAGAGGCCGAUUAUUGGCAGGAACGACAAACUUCCCGCCCAACAGGUUCCAAGGCCUUCCAGGAGGGGCAUGUGCCGAACCGCUGGCACAGAUUUUAAGAACGGCGAAAAGGUUCUUGGUCCUCGUGCCCAUGAGAUCAUGGAUGUGACAGCUUUACCAACAGAAUGGUUCUGGGGAGAUGUUGAUGGUAUCAACUAUCUCACGGAGACAAGGAACCAGCACCUCCCACAGUACUGCGGCUCCUGCUGGGCUUUUGGAACGACAUCGGCACUAUCAGACAGGAUUAAGAUCUAUCGAAAAUGUGCUUUCCCGGAGAUCCUGCUUGCACCCCAGGUAUUGAUAAAUUGCAACGGAGGUGGUACUUGUAGUGGGGGCAGACCCACAGGCGUGUAUGAAUACAUGGAAGAGUAUGGUCUGCCAGAUGAGACCUGCCAAGCAUAUGAGGCAGUGAAUGGCCAAUGUGAUGCUCUUGGCAAGUGCAGGACAUGUGACCCAGGAACGGACCAGCUGCUCCCAGGAACAUGCUCUCCGAUUACAGAGUACGACAGCUUCACUGUUAAGGAGUAUGCGAGCGUACUGGGAGGUUCACCUUAUGAUGCAAACGGACGCCUGGCUACCAGAAUAGAACGGAUCAAAGCAGAACUGUACCAGGGUGGGCCUAUUUCAUGUGGUGUUUAUGCCACAGAAGAAUUUGAAGCAUAUGAGGGAGGAGUUUUUGAACAAGAAGGAUUCUUCAUUUUCCCCAACCAUGAGAUCUCACUUGUGGGUUGGGGAGUCGAUGCAAAUGGCACAGAGUACUGGAUAGGUAGGAACAGCUGGGGGACCUAUUGGGGAGAAAAUGGCUUCUUUCGUAUAAGGACUGGCAGUGCCAAUUUGGGCAUCGAGUACUCGUGCACAUGGGCCACCCCAGUCGUUCCAGACUAUCUUCAGACAGCUGACAGCAGAAGUUCAACGAAGCAGCCCGCAGCUGUCACCAGCCCUGCAGAUGCGCUUGUUGAUAGGGGCUUGUACUAUAUUCACAAGCACAUGAAGAUAACUUCACUCCACAAGCCAGGAGGUUGUAUCCUCAGGAAUCCAGGUCCUCCCAAAUCUCACGUGCUGUCAUCUCUGCCUCACACAUAUCUCACAAGCAGUGAUAUUCCCAACACCUAUGACAUUCGCAACAUCAGCGGAACGAACUAUGCAUCCAGAGACCGAAAUCAGCACAUUCCUCAGUAUUGCGGGAGCUGUUGGGCGCAUGGCACAACUUCAGCACUUAACGACCGAAUUGCCCUUAUGACCAAUGGGACCUACCCUGACAUUGUGACAUCGCCUCAGGUGCUUGUGAACUGCGUCACAGCGAAUAUGUCAAUGGGGUGUGAUGGUGGAGAUCCAACCGCUGCCUACUCCUACAUCUUGGAAAAUGGCAUCCCGGGUGAAACUUGUGCCCCCUACCAGGCCAAGAAUUUGCAAUGCAACCCCAUGGACACCUGCAUGAAUUGUGACGACAGUGGUGAAUGCUGGCCAGUGCAGCAGGGUGCUUACAAAUCGUUCCAAAUCGCUGAGCAUGGCCAGGUGGCUGGGGCAGAUGCGAUGAUGGCUGAAAUUGCAGCACGUGGACCCAUAGGCUGUGGUGUGUGUGCAAGCGACGACUUUGUUGCUUAUGCGGGGGGCAUAUUCAAUGACACCACAGGAUGCAACCAUAUUGAAGACAUCGAUCAUGAGAUUGAAAUUGCUGGAUGGGGAGAUGACAAUGGCACUGAGUUUUGGAUAGGUCGCAACAGCUGGGGCCGUUACUGGGGCGAGGAGGGAUGGUUCCGCCUUGCAAAAGGUCCAGGUGACCUUGGCGUCACCUUAGCUUGCGAUUGGGCUGUGCCAGCACCCCUGGACAAGAUGUUAUACCCGCCUGAGAAGUCUGCCCUUCAGAUGUCCAGGGCUAAGAGCCAACCAGCCAGUCACACGAGCAAAAGUGUGGUGUGA
Ostreobium quekettii is the source of this 2046-nucleotide messenger RNA. Lineage: Eukaryota; Viridiplantae; Chlorophyta; Ulvophyceae; Bryopsidales; Ostreobiaceae. The record is from the annotation of a GenBank genome assembly.